UGGGAGGGGGAGGAAAAGACGGAAUGAAAACAAACAUGGCGGAGAGGAGCAAGACGGCAGAAACGGGUAGCGACAUAGGAAUAGAUGAAAUUAUCACAGGAAACCUAAACAAAUAUGCUGCUGUUCCACCAGGGUAUUUUGGACAACCAAAAAAGGGACAUCUUGUAUUUGACGCCUGCUUUGAAAGUGGUCGAUUACGACUUAUGGCGACCCUAUGAAUCAGUGACCUCCAAGAGCAUCUGUCAUGAACCACCCUGUUCAGGUAACCUUGGACGUGUGGAUCAUAUUACUGAAUUUGAGUAUGAUCUGUUCAUCAGACCAGAUACGUGUAAUCCUCGUUUUCGAGUCUGGUUCAACUUCACAGUUGAAAAUGUGAAAGAAUCUCAGAGGGUCAUUUUCAACAUUGUCAACUUCAGUAAAACAAAAAGCCUCUAUCGGGAUGGAAUGUCUCCAACGGUAAAAUCAACAAGCAGGCCUAAAUGGCAAAGACUGCCACCCAAGAAUGUAUAUUAUUACCGCUGCCCUGAUCACAGGAAGAACUAUGUUAUGUCAUUUGCAUUCUGCUUUGAUCGAGAGGAUGACAUAUACCAGUUUGCUUACUGCUACCCAUACACUUACACUCGGCUUCAGCACUAUCUCGAUAACUUACAGAAGAGGAAUAUGGACUACUACUGCAGAGAGCUACUAGGACUUAGUGUGCAACAGCGGCAACUUGACCUCUUGACUAUAACCAACCCUGUAAACCUUCGUACUGGAGCAGAGCAGAAAGUGGUGUUUAUUACUGCCCGUGUCCAUCCAGGGGAAACGCCAUCAUCCUUUGUGUGCCAAGGUAUCAUUGAUUUUCUUGUGAGUCCACAUCCAAUUGCCAAAGUAUUGCGAGAUCAUUUGGUCUUCAAGAUUGCUCCUAUGCUUAAUCCAGAUGGAGUAUAUCUGGGCAAUUACAGGUGCUCCCUAAUGGGCUUUGAUUUAAAUCGGCACUGGGUGGAUCCCUCUCCUUGGGUUCAUCCCACUCUACAUGGUGUCAAGCAGCUCAUCAUUCAGAUGUACAACAAUGCGAAAGUUACCUUGGAAUUCUAUAUUGACAUCCACGCUCACUCAACUAUGAUGAAUGGCUUUAUGUAUGGGAACAUUUUUGAAGACGAGGAACGAUUUCAGAGACAGGCGAUUUUCCCCAAGCUACUCUGCCAGAAUGCUGAAGACUUCUCCUUUUCAAGCACCUCCUUCAACCGAGACGCUGUUAAGGCAGGGACAGGACGUCGGUUCCUUGGUGGGUUACUGGAUGACACCUCUUACUGCUACACUUUGGAAGUCUCCUUCUACAGUUACAUAGUUGGAGGAACUACUUCUACAGUCCCAUAUACAGAAGAAACAUAUAUGAAACUAGGAAGGAAUGUGGCCAGAACAUUUUUGGAUUACUAUAGGCUAAACACCAUUACAGAGAGACCAUUGGGACCCAUCUCAAGUACAUGGAAGGAAAAAGCAGCCUCCUAUCGAUGUGCCUACCAACGGGCCCAAGGGAAUAACCAAUCUGCCACUAAGCCAGAGAAGAGAACCCAGGCAACUCUUAAGGAACACACUCACUCAUCAUAAAGUGCUGAAGAGAUAUACCCUUCUGAGCAGCUGGAACAACGAAGCUGGAAUGGCACUUUCAGGGUUUAAAAUGGCUUAUGUCACUCCUUCCAGCCAAUCAUAUUUGUGAGAGGGAGAACAAAUGUUGUUUUACUUGCAAAUGUUACUGUUGAUUUGGUUAUUGGUUGAUUAAUUAUAAGUCUUUUCCCUCAAAAGCAAAUGAAUGGAUUAUUUCUUGCCACAUUAAAAGCAAGCAAAAACAAGUCUUUGCCCUAUAACAUUUUGAAGCAUUGAUCUAACUAAAGGAAGCUUUCCUUGAUGUUUGAUAAUUUCUACACUUAUUGGCCAUAUAAGUCAUAUGUCAUUUGCAAGUGAUGUAUGUUAAAAUGGUUAGUUUGCAUGGAUACAUGUCAUAGCAGUGCUCCCUCAGACACUGUGAUAUGCUAUCUUUAAUAUCUAAAAAUUGAGUGAUAUCCAGCGUUGUGUGGGCAUCAGUAAUGGCAUUUCCCCUUCUUUUUCUCUUCCCUGAAGAGUCCUCCCAGUGACCACCCAAAUCUGCUUUGGAGAGUCCCCCAACCCUCCCCCAAGCAGAUUUGGGGAGCACAUGGAAGGGAUGUUGCAGGGGGAAGGAGAGGAAGUGAAGUCCUUUUGGGAAAAGGAUGGGAAAGUCCUGUUGUACAUACACUGAAUGCCAGUGCAUCCAAGCAUCACAUUUUGUGGCUCCUCGAGUCUAUAAGCAGAGGAAUGAUUAGCACAGACAGCUUGAUAAUUAAAAUGACCUCUUGCGAGUAUGGUUUAAAAGGCAGCCAGAAGGAGUCCUGUGAAUUAAAUUACUGUUAGCCUAUGACUAUGUGUUUGAGUUUUGUAAAGUUGAAUAUUUUUCAAAGUUGGUUGAUGGGGGGGGUGUCAGUUCAACAUGCUAUUUGAAUCAACACUUGCAAUGUUUGUUAUUGCUUUCUAAAUGGAGUUUGCUAUGUUACUUACAUUAUGUUAUGCCAGUCUUCACCAGUGUGGUGCCUUCCAGCUCUUUUGAAUUCAAACAAUUGUACUGGCUGGGGAUUGUAGGAGUUGUGGUAAAAAAAACAUCUAGAAGGUACCAGGUUGGGGAAAGCUGUUAUAUGUGAGACCACGUGAAACU
Molecule: messenger RNA, 2707 nt
Organism: Rhineura floridana
Lineage: Eukaryota; Metazoa; Chordata; Lepidosauria; Squamata; Rhineuridae
Gene: BEND5
Product: BEN domain containing 5
Exons: 14
Coding region: 115-1590 (491 amino acids)
Biological process (GO): proteolysis; negative regulation of DNA-templated transcription
Molecular function (GO): zinc ion binding; DNA binding; metallocarboxypeptidase activity
Source: RefSeq, a predicted model, not a curated record